AUGCCAGCGUAACGAGGUAAAAAUAUACCUUCUUUUAUAUAGGAAGCAGGGGUAGAUAGGGGGUAGCUAGAACCUCUUUGCCAAUGGAGGUUAUAAAGAAGAGUAGCAAGGUACAAAUUGGACGAUGA
This is a messenger RNA of Paramecium pentaurelia, 128 nucleotides long. The record is from the annotation of a GenBank genome assembly. NCBI's taxonomy places the organism in Eukaryota, Ciliophora, Oligohymenophorea, Peniculida, Parameciidae.